GAGAUAAGGACCAAACAGCAUAUGGCAAUCAAUACUGACUUUUCAAGAUAUUUGGGCAUCAAUUGGACCUUGACUCUGAUAUGGUGCUUCUUCUAUAUUUUCUUGCAAGCAGAAGCGCACAGGAUCUCACAGACAGCUGGGAGCACAGUGACCCUGAACUGUAGCAAUGACUCAAUUAGCAACUUAACUCAACUGGCGUGGAAAAUGAAUGGGGAUAUUCUGUUCACUAUCAGGCCAGACAAAACCUUAAACAGCAGCUCAAAGGUCAGAUGUGUAACGUCCUCUAAAGCCGAGAGCUUGAAGCUGAACGUGUCCAUGUUAAAGAGCCAACUAUAUGCAUUAAACAUAACGAGAGCCCAGAGGUCGCACACGGGAAACUACACUUGUGAAUUCUCCGCAUCAAAGGGAGUCGGGGAAAAGAAAUGGGAGCUCAUAAUUACAGAGGAUGCUGAAGCAGGAAAUCAAUUGAAAAUCCCACUUGCCGUAGCCGUUAUUGUACCUUGUACGUGUUUCCUGAUCUUUCUAAUUACUAUUGUGAUCAUUCUGAGAAAAGUCUGCAAACGACAUUCACGCUCUCGUUCUCCUGCUUCAAUAAUGGAGCAGAAAGAAGAUAUUUAUGAAAACUGCCUGGAACUUGAAAAUCACCGACGUAGUCAAAUUCAGGUUCAACCUUACAAAUACAGAGUUCAGUGAUAUGAACCACACAUAGUAAAAGAAGACUCAACUUUUUAUAGCAACAGAUUUAAACAGCUUUCU
Neolamprologus brichardi is the source of this 756-nucleotide messenger RNA. RefSeq lists its product as uncharacterized. The record is from RefSeq and is a predicted model, not a curated record. NCBI's taxonomy places the organism in Eukaryota, Metazoa, Chordata, Actinopteri, Cichliformes, Cichlidae.